AUGAGCAUUGAGACACCAGAAAAGCAGAUCGCUCCGGCAUCAACGUCUGCCACUGCAUCUGAAAAGAUCUCCAAAUCCAAAGAGAACCCCACAUCAACGGAGACAGGAACAACAGAAGAGAUAAAAGAAAAAGAUAUAUCCAAGUCUUCACUAUAUUCCCCAGCAAACCUGCUCUCAAGCUUGCUGUCCCCGUUCUCUUUCUCAAGCUCUUCAGAGCCAACCACCACGGUAUCUCCAAACCAGGAGAAAAAUGAAGAGACAACCACAAAUCCAACCCAAAUAUCAAUUGAAGCCUCAACUACACAACCCACUCCGGAGCCAUACUACAGCCCCGAAGAAACUCCUCUUUUCAAAACCCUUGCAAAAACCCGUCUAACCAAAACACGCACAAAACAACUCUUGCGCGCGGGAGAGAGAGAAUACAAUGAUCCCCCGCCUAUGGGGGAUUGCUGUGGAAGUUCCUGCGACCCAUGUGUAAGGGAUUUAUGGAAGCAGGAGAUCGGGAUUUGGAGGGAGAGGUGGGGUGAUUGGGGUAUUGAGGAUGGGAAGAAGAGUGAAGAGAAGAGCGAAGAGAAGAAAGAGAAGUUGGGGCAGAGGAAGGAUUUGGAAUGGUGA
Penicillium paradoxum is the source of this 615-nucleotide messenger RNA. RefSeq lists its product as uncharacterized. The coding region runs from base 1 to 615 and encodes 204 amino acids. NCBI's taxonomy places the organism in Eukaryota, Fungi, Ascomycota, Eurotiomycetes, Eurotiales, Aspergillaceae. The record is from RefSeq and is a predicted model, not a curated record. The transcript has a single exon.